Venustampulla echinocandica is the source of this 2946-nucleotide messenger RNA. Its product is annotated as p-loop containing nucleoside triphosphate hydrolase. Gene Ontology annotation, molecular function: ATP binding; ATP hydrolysis activity; DNA binding. NCBI's taxonomy places the organism in Eukaryota, Fungi, Ascomycota, Leotiomycetes, Helotiales, Pleuroascaceae. The record is from RefSeq and is a predicted model, not a curated record. Gene Ontology annotation, cellular component: nucleus. The transcript has 2 exons. Bases 1 to 2946 code for a protein of 981 amino acids.
AUGCCAUCCGCCUCAUCCCCCGUUGCGUACCCUCUUAGCUCAUCACCACCUGCCCCGAAGCGCUCGCGACCUUUGCUAAAAGAUGGAAAAAAGGGGCCGGCCAAAUCGGUGGGUGGCUUUUUGAUUGAAGACGACUCGGAUGGGGACAAUGAUUUUGCUCAGGCAGAGCCUGCACCUAAACGUAGGAUGUUGGAAAAUCCGAGGUUCCCCAGCCCUCCCGCCUGCCAGAAUGCGAGUAAGGCGGAUGCGUCGCAGCUUCAAGGAGAUAAGAGAGGCCACACAACUAUAAAAUCAAUGCUGGGUUUCAUGAUUGGAGGAACCAAACCCGUCGACGGCCCAACGGUUCACCAAGAGGCGCCUCCAGCACCUAUAUCCGAAUUUGUCGACAUAGAUGAUGUGCCUUCUAUGCCUUCAUUUCUGAGUAGACCGAUUUUCAGAAGCACAAAUGUGAUAACAUGCUCUGGAAAAUCAGUAUCUGUACCACAGAGAAGGAAAUCUGCGCCAGUUUCUUUCGAGCAAUUAGUUGCAGCAAGAUCAACUACCAAAGCUGGACGUGCCAAAAAGAGCUACUAUGGAAUCGACAUUCAUCGUUUGAUUGACGAAGCAUCCAAGGAGACGGCAAAGGAUAAGCCUAGUAAAUCUAAAGCACCCCAGGAGGUUCUCCCGUCGGUAGAAGCUCCAGCAACAAAAUCAAGACCGAGAAGGACGUUGAUGUGGAUGGAAAAGUACCGAGCACGGCAUUUUAUGGAGCUUGUAGGGGAUGACCGGACCCAUCGUCAAGUGUUAAGGUGGCUGAAGGCGUGGGACCCUCUGGUGUUUCCCAAAUCUGGCAAAUCUAAGCCCACUGUUAUAAAACGACCUGGCGUCGAAGCGGAGGAGGAGAAACCCCAUCGAAAAAUAUUACUCUUGACUGGGCCACCAGGCCUUGGGAAAACCACCCUAGCUCACGUCUGCGCGAGACAAGCUGGCUAUGAGAUCAUGGAAAUCAAUGCUAGUGAUGAGAGGAGUCGAGAUGUGGUUAAGGGGAGGAUAAGAACCAGUGCUGGCACGGAGAGCGUGAAGAACGGCGCGACAGUGACGACAAAGGCGGGACAGGUCAAAUCCAUUGCCCAUCCGUUAUGUGUUGUAGUCGAUGAAGUCGACGGUGUAGUUGGCGGGUCAGGCGGCACUGGAGAAGGCGGUUUCGUCAAAGCCUUGAUCGAUCUCAUUCAACUAGACCAGAAGAACUCUUCGGCGAUAGGUACAAACUCGGGAUAUUCUCGGAAAACCAAGAAGGGCGAUGAUUUCAGAUUGAUGCGGCCGCUCAUAUUAAUCUGCAACGAUGUUUAUCAUCCGUCCCUUCGGCCUCUACGCCAUUCCAACCUGGCGGAAAUUAUACAUGUUAGAAAACCUCCGUUGGAUGCUGUUAUCGCUCGUAUGAAGUCAGUAUUCGAGAAAGAAGGGGUCUCUUGUGAUGGCGAUGCCGUCAGAAGAUUAUGUGAAGCUACCUGGGGAGUAAGUGCAACCGAGUCGCGAAAAGGAAGAGAAGGUGCUGGAGAAGGCGAUCUGAGAUCCAUCAUGGUCGUUGGCGAGUGGGCAGCAGGAAAACUAAAAGCCUCAAGUAAAGAUGGCAAUGCCAGAUUAACAAGAAAAUGGGUUGAACAAAACAUGAUGAGCAAUUUAUCGCAUGGCGGAGGCGGGGCAAGAGGAAUCGGAAGGGGUGGUGCCAAAGAAGUUGUCCAGAGAGUCUUCCUGGAGGGUGCUGGAUUUCCCAAGUCCGACAACCUCCUUCCACCGCCUAAUAUUUCCGACGCUCACCCCAAGACCCAACUUGGUGUGGCUGAAUUAGCCAAAAAGGCAGGCAUGGAGAGACUGAGAGAGAUGGUGGAUACCAGUGGCGAUAUCGACCGGAUAGUCACUGACACCUGGGCACAAUAUCCAAACCAGCCUUUCAAUGACGAUUCCAUAUUGUCAAAACCCGAUGCAGCAUACGAAUGGCUCCAUUUUCACGACACUUGCUCCUCCCGGGUAUUUUCAAAUCAAGAUUUUGAAUUAACACCUUACCUCAGUCAGCCAAUUCUUGCUUGUCACCACCUCUUCUCCUCUCCAGCACGCCACUACUUUGGCGGCCAAGAGACAAAAAAAUGGGGAGAUGAAGAAGAGCCGGAGGAACCCCUUCCAUUCUCUGGGCCUAGAGCAGACUAUGAGGCCCAUGAAGCAGAGAAAGGGAACCGGGCCACAAUCACUGCCUUACAGGCUAGUCUCAAUCCCACACUUCUGCGAAGCUUUAGGAGCCCUGGAGAUAUUGCAACAGAUCUCCUCCCAUAUCUGGUCAGAAUGUUAACACCAGACAUCAAACCUAUUAUUGUAGGUGGAAGUGGUGAUCAAAGAGGAAUCGCUAGUGUGAGAAAGGAGUCCGAGAAAGCCAUGGUCAAAAGGGCUGUAGAUGUCAUGGGCUCUCUUGAUGUUAUCUUUGAGCGAGGAAAGCUCGACGGCGAUUUUGGAAGCAGAAAUACGCAAUGGGUGUAUCGCAUGGAACCACCUUUGGAUAUGCUAGUCACUUUCGAAACAAUCCCAGCACCCGCUUCCGCAGCAGCUCCCAUCCGCUACGCCGCCCGUCAAGUUCUCGAUCAAGAAUACGAAAAGAACAUCCUAGUCCGCGAAAACGCAGCUCGCCAAGCUCGAUACCGCGCCGGAAACCCCCAUGACGAUAUUGACUUUUCUCUUCCCCACGGCAAAGAAAACCUUUCCGUGCUGGAGAAGAUAUCUGGCCCGAAGAAAGAUUUCUUCGGCCGAGUGGUAGAAGAAGAUGUCCACCCUUUGCAGGAGAGAGAUGGUAAUGCUGUACCCCAGAAGAAGGGGAAAACCGGGAAGAGUGAUAACAAGAUUUGGGUUAGUUACCAUGAAGGCUUUUCGAAUGCUGUUAGGAAACCGAUUACUAUUGAGGAGUUGAUGAGGGGAUUAUAG